Messenger RNA from Dryobates pubescens (Downy woodpecker), 3670 nucleotides. RefSeq names its product polypeptide N-acetylgalactosaminyltransferase 3 (gene GALNT3). The transcript is spliced from 10 exons. Gene Ontology annotation, cellular component: Golgi apparatus. The record is from RefSeq and is a predicted model, not a curated record. The coding region runs from base 162 to 1808 and encodes 548 amino acids. NCBI's taxonomy places the organism in Eukaryota, Metazoa, Chordata, Aves, Piciformes, Picidae.
GGUGGAGGACGCUGGGCUCUCCCUUUGCCUGCAGCCGUUCGAGUGGGUAGCGUCUUCGUCCCCCUGGACGAGGUGUUAAAAUUUCAAGAAAUGCUGUGACCUGUUUGAAUAACAUCAUUCACAGAAACGUUUGUCUUGUGAUAAUUUUUUUUAAAACUAGUAUGGCUUUGAAAAAAAUACCUAAGCUAUUCAAGAAAUUUUUUCAAUGGAAACUCUGGAAGUUUAGCGUUAUUAUAUUAGUUUUCCUGGUAUUUUUAUUUUUAUUGCAAAGAGAAGUGGGUGUUCAAGAUUUUAAAGAUGAAACUGGCAUUGAGCCAGCUGUUGGAAAGAAGAGUCAUGUAUUGGGUCUCGUAUUAAAUGCUAUGAACAAUAUCAAAGGUGCAAAGCCAAAAAUGCAGAUAAAAGCACCUGUUAGGCAAACUAAAAUUCCUGGACAGAGACACUGCUUGCCAGGACACUACACUGCAGUGGAACUAAAACCCUUUCUGGAUCGACCCCUUCAAGAUCCUAAUGCUCCUGGUGCUUCUGGUAAAGCUUUUAAAACUAUCAACUUGAGUGCAGAAGAACAGAAAGAGAAACAGCGUGGAGAAGAAAAACACUGUUUUAAUGCAUUUGCGAGUGACAGGAUUUCUUUACACCGAGAUCUUGGACCAGACACUCGACCUCCUGAAUGUAUUGAACAAAAGUUUAAGCGUUGCCCGCCAUUGCCAUCCACAAGUAUUAUAAUAGUUUUUCAUAACGAAGCAUGGUCCACUCUGCUGAGAACUGUUCACAGUGUGAUGUAUACAUCUCCUGCCGUACUGCUGAAGGAGAUCAUUUUGGUGGAUGAUGCCAGUGUAGAUGAAUAUUUGCAUGAUAAACUAGAUGAAUAUGUCAAACAGUUUCAAAUAGUUAAAGUAGUCCGCCAAAAGGAAAGAAAAGGUCUAAUCACUGCACGGUUGUUGGGAGCUUCAGUAGCAACUGGAGAAACCCUUACCUUCCUGGAUGCUCAUUGUGAAUGCUUUUAUGGCUGGUUAGAGCCAUUAUUGGCAAGAAUAGCUGAGAAUCCUGUUGCUGUUGUAAGUCCUGAUAUUGCUUCUAUAGAUCUCAAUACUUUUGAAUUUAGUAAACCUUCUCCUUAUGGGCAUAGCCACAACAGAGGAAAUUUUGAUUGGAGUUUGUCAUUUGGAUGGGAGUCUCUUCCUAAACAGGAACGCGAAAGAAGAAAAGAUGAAACCUAUCCAAUUAGAACACCGACCUUUGCUGGAGGUCUCUUUUCAAUAUCAAAAGACUACUUUGAACACAUUGGAAGUUAUGAUGAAGAAAUGGAAAUAUGGGGAGGUGAAAAUAUAGAAAUGUCUUUCAGAGUAUGGCAAUGUGGUGGACAGUUGGAGAUUAUGCCUUGCUCUGUUGUUGGCCAUGUCUUUCGCAGCAAGAGUCCUCAUACUUUCCCGAAAGGUACUCAAGUGAUCACACGUAAUCAAGUCCGCCUUGCAGAAGUGUGGAUGGAUGAAUAUAAAGAAAUAUUUUACCGAAGAAACACAGAAGCUGCAAAAAUUGUGAAACAAAAAGCAUUUGGAGAUAUAUCAAAAAGACUUGAUUUAAGACGACGUCUGCAGUGUAAAAAUUUUACCUGGUAUCUCAGUAAUGUUUAUCCAGAAGUAUAUGUGCCAGACUUGAAUCCUUUGUUUUCUGGAUAUUUAAAAAAUAUAGGCAACCGCAUGUGUCUGGAUGUUGGUGAAAGUAACCAUGGUGGCAAACCAUUGAUUAUGUAUUCCUGUCAUGGACUUGGAGGAAAUCAGGACUCGCACUGUCAAGGAAGAUACUGAUGGGAAUCCAACCAAUGGGAGACAAGUGGCCAGGCCUGAGCCACCUUCCCUAUCAUGCUUGCAGCCUCAUAGAGUGAGGUCAAAGUCAUCUAUCUUAUACUGGUUAAUGAAAGUGAAUAAUAUGAUUGAAUUUGUCCAAGAAGAGCUGUCUUUGAAUAGCUCUUGGAGACAGCAGCGGUGCUCUGUUUCUUCUACAGUAUUGUUUACAAUAGUUUUUAAAUGCUGAAUCCUUCAGGCACUACUGUAAUACUAGUAAAAGAACAUCUCCUUCCUUGUCCAGAAAUGAACUCUUCUCUCUUGCCCUAAAGAGUUGCUUGGUGAGCUGUAAAUCAUUAAUAACUAAAGGUUUAAAAGAUUUUAUUAAAAUGUAGUUAUAUUUUUUCCUCCCUUUUUUUAUCUUCAAUCUUCUAAGCCCUCCAUUGAUGAUGCCAGUUAGUUGAUGCUUUCCUAAUUUUGGGGGGAGAUGGAACACGCUAACCCAUUAUGUUAGAUUCUUACAAUAUUGAAUGUUUUGUUUUGUUGUGGAUUAAUGCUAUAUUAGCCUUUUCACGUUGUCACAGUGAUUAAUGUGAGAACACUGUACCAAGACACAGUAUUAAGAGAUCUGCUCUAUGCUUCUGUUUUCAUCUGUCUCUAAGUUAUCUUAGACUGUACUAAAACUCUACACUUACAAGUGUUGUGCUUUUUGUUUUUCUUUCUGCCGUAAAAUAAUAGUCUGAAUCCCUUUAAAUGCUAACCUUCAGAGAAUUUUAGUAUAGGUUUUGCUGGUAAUGCUCAGGAGAUGUGCAUAUUUGCUUACUUAACCCUUAUUGCAAUACUCAAGGUUUUAUUCAGUUUUCAAGGUGUUUUUUAUGUUCUUUACCAGGCUUUAGCAGUGUAGGCUGAAAGUUUCCAUGUCAUGUCAUCAUCAUCCAUAUAUUCUAGAAGAGAGAAUGGGGUGGAAAAGAGAACCUAGUUUUCAGAGUUGUACAUCAAAUCAUUCUUCCAUUUUAGCAUAUGCUGGGUCUGGGAACACAUCCCUCUCAAAGGCAUCUCUAUAUCCAAAAAUUAAUGAAGUUUUAAAUGUAGCUUUUGAGUUGUAUUUUCAGAGCUUACAGGGAUUUUGGAGUUUAAAAAAUAAAUGGGAACAGAAUAAGUCAGAUGAGCUUAGGGUAAACUGUUAUGUCUGAGAGCUAAGUGACUAAGCAGGUCACUCCUAUCAGUAGCUCUUUCAGAGAGUAAUGUUGCAUACAGAGACUUUAGAGUGAGAAGCCAGUUUGUUCUUUAGUGCUAUUCCAAAUAAUGCCAAGGCAGUGAGGAGCUGGAAGCUGACCAGUUGGACAGAUAAUUGAAAGCCAGAGAGCAAACCAAGCCUGGUCUUAAUAAUCAAAGGAAUCAUGGUGAAGAGUGCUGACAUACAGAGCCAAGAAACAGAGAUAGUGAGAUGUAAUGAUAGGAACUCUGCUGUUUAAUGAGGGAGAAAAGGAGGAGACCAAGAUGGUAGGGUAGGACUCAGAGGUAUGAAAGGACAGCUAUGUCUGUAACUUAGAAUUAAAUUCCUGUUAAUACUGGAAUUAUAGCCUUAAAUUCCUGAGCUUUAAGACUACUUUGCUGUCAGGAAAUAAUGGUAAAGUUCACUCACAAAAUACAUGCAUAUGUUACUUUUCUAAUGGCUAGCUCACAAGAGAACAUGGCAGGAUCCUAUCUUUAACAUUUGUUUAGAUCAGCAAAAGUUGACAUACAGCAAUCAGUAUUCUUGGUGUGGCAUUUUGUUUAUUUGCCCUAAGGAAAACCAAAAUCCAGUAACAAAAGUUGACUAAAGAUUUUUAAAGUAGUAGUCUCAAAUUGUUGGGUAACCAAAUAAAUUACUUACUUAGUGUACU